Molecule: messenger RNA, 603 nt
Organism: Psilocybe cubensis
Lineage: Eukaryota; Fungi; Basidiomycota; Agaricomycetes; Agaricales; Agrocybaceae
Exons: 1
Coding region: 1-603 (200 amino acids)
Source: RefSeq, a predicted model, not a curated record
AUGCCCCGCAAUUUCGACAAUCUCCCCGAUGUCGCGUCCACAAGGGCAAGGCCAGAAGGCGAUACACCUCCUUUGAGAACUGAUAAGAUAAAGAACCAUCUUGCUUCGUUUUUUGGGGGUGCGACUGUCGAUUUACGAAACUGCACCUUCAUCGAGACAUCGGGGGAUGUAGUAAUCAAUAGUACCUCGGAAGCUCCUCAGUCUGUUCGGGCCACUCCUGGGAUAGACGUUGAACAAAGUUCACAAUCAAGCUCCGAUUCGGCCCCUUUCGCCGAUUCCGACACGGAGGGUGCACCAUCUUUUUUCGUGGGCGCGAAGAACGUUACUAUUUUCGGUGGUGAGUUCACCCGCACGGUGGUGAAGAGGGGUAGGUACACUACGACUACUGCAGUUGUGUCGCCGGAUCGAACAAGGAGGACCCCGGGCCUGCGUACAGAGUCGCGUGAUGCUCCAGGGACAUCUACUUCUGCUCACCGGCGUAAACACCACAGGGACCGUCUCCCUAAGCGCGCGAACGACUCUGAUGGACGCUCUGAUGGAGUUAAAACCUGCAUAGUUUCCCAAGAUGAAAAUGGUCGCAGUGUCCUUUGGGUUCCAACCUGA